Molecule: messenger RNA, 1350 nt
Organism: Atta colombica
Lineage: Eukaryota; Metazoa; Arthropoda; Insecta; Hymenoptera; Formicidae
Product: tetra-peptide repeat homeobox protein 1-like
Exons: 2
Coding region: 15-935 (306 amino acids)
Source: RefSeq, a predicted model, not a curated record
UCAUAGCAUUCACCAUGAAGAUAUUCCUAAUUUCAUUGUUGUUUGUCUCGGCUUUCGCCGUUGAUGUGUCGGAGAAAAAAUAUGACAAACGUGCUUCUGUACACGGAGGAUCAUCGAUAUAUAGUCAUGGCAACUACAACCCUUACAAUGACGUUGGAUUCCAUGGAUCGGCAUAUGGGCAUGGACAAGGAUAUGGGCAUGGACAUGGAUAUGGAUACGGAUACAGAGGGAUUGGAUCUGAAAUCGAUUUUAUAGGAGGACCGCAUGGUCACAAACCAAGUUUCGGCAUCGGUGUGGAACACGGUUUCUUACAUCAUAUACCCAGAACCGUCAUAAAUCGCGUAGUUCCAAUUGCAGUUAUCGUACCUCAAUUAGUUCCCAUAACACGCUCAGUUCCCGUAUCAGUGCCGCAUCCUGUACCCCUCGAAGUGAAGCGUCCUGUUCCCGUCCCGAUACCUCAACCGGUUCCAUUCGUCGUCACUAAAACCUAUCCCAUUAAUGUACCCCGUCCGGUUCCAGUACCAGUAUCUCAUGCCGUACCUGUAGCACACCCGGUGCCGCAUCCGAUUCCAGUUCCGCACCCGGUUCCGGCAAUUCACACACCAGCCUCAAUUUCACAAUCCAUACCGAUUAACUCUGAUCCAUAUCCGCUGCCCGCUAGACCAAUCUCUGUUACUCAACCUAUCGCAUCAACCGGUCUUCAAUCUGGGUCCUCAAUACGACCAAUCGCUCCCAUUGGGGUUGGAUCUGUCGAUGCGGCAGGAAUCGGCACAAUAUUGCAAAAUGGAGAUAAUUCUGGAUUUGCCAUUUCUGGCGUCGUACAUGGCGUCGUACGUGGUGGUAAUAACUUCGGCUCUCCCAUAAGUUCGGGAUUUCAUGUGGAUUCCGGCAGCGAGGGAUAUUCUUAUCCGGUACCAGCGAAGAAAUUCUUUUAAGCAAAGCACUCGAAAGAAUCUUUUACAGGCGACAUGUCUGAUUUGCACUCCGAUGCGAUACAUCUGCCGUUUUCGAGAUCUCGGAUAUACGGCACGUGGCUAACUCAAGUCACGCCAUACCCAUUUAUCCCGCGUUUCACUUGAUAUUUAUGGAUUCGCAUACUGCGGAAGGUCCGUGUGAAUCGUGCCUUCGAUUAAAAUUCCUCCUAAAACCGCAAAAAGAGAUCGAAGUACAUAAAUAUAUUGCCAUUUACUUUCACGUUUUCGACAGUGACAAGGGAAAGAGAAAGUGUUACAUUUUGAGAACGUGAAAGUAAUAUUAUGCAGAAUUCAAGGAGAUGAAUAAUCAUGCGAGCGCGCGAUAGAAGUAAGAAAUAUGACCUAUUCGAUAUUUUCUGUUACCGAAAUCUCACAU